AUGUCCCAGACCACACCCAUCGACCAACAAACCCAUUCCCCCUGUUUUCCCCCAUACCUCGCCGAACCCCAAGUGCUCACUGAAGCACAAUGGGCACACUGCCUAGCCCUUACUUGUGAACAGACCAACAUUGUCGACGCCACCGAACUGAUGUCAGAUAGGCGCACCUACCUUUAUCUUUUUCACCAGUCUAACAUUAUAUGCCCCACUGCCACAUACCCACUGGACAUGUUUCAUCGUUGGCGAAACGCACUCCUUGUUGCUGACGAACUACAUGCAGUCACCGUCUCACUGGGUUCAUUGGUAGACGAGCUUACACGCGACAACAAUUCCAUAUUGAGUACUGGAGCGACUUUGCUCAUGGAACACUUGCAGAUAGAAUCCCUAGAACGACGCUUGAGGAAGAAUUGUGAGAGUGGAGAGAAGGAAGCAGUCGAAGCAUUCCUACACCUAGGUGGCCAAACCGUAUGCACCAACGCAAAGACCUGCUCGCCCAAUGAGGGUUGUCACCCCCCAGUCUCACCGCAGUCACCUCAACUAGCAUAUCCCCCAUCUCCGCCAGAUCCUGUUCUACCCGCGCCCGCUCCACCAUCCCCAACUUGUUCCUUUGCAACCAACUCAAUAGUCCCCAAAGCCAAUGCAGUAGAAGAAUUGCAAUCGCCGAUUACGCAGGCAGUGCCCAAAGCCGGUACUCCUUAUCCCUUUGGGGCGCACAUCCGCUCACAUGAAUCGCUCUCAGGAGUUGAACAGGAGGUCGAAACCUACGUCAAGCAACGAGUUGCCUCAGGUUGGAAGGCCAUCUAG
Messenger RNA from Serpula lacrymans var. lacrymans S7.9, 804 nucleotides. RefSeq lists its product as uncharacterized. The transcript has 3 exons. The record is from RefSeq and is a predicted model, not a curated record. The coding region runs from base 1 to 804 and encodes 267 amino acids. Lineage: Eukaryota; Fungi; Basidiomycota; Agaricomycetes; Boletales; Serpulaceae.